AUGGAGAAGAUACACAUUUCUGAUGAUGAUAGAAUUAUAUUUGCAAAAUUGACGAUACCCGCGGAACCAGACCUGUUGCCCAUCUAUGUGCUCAACAUCUAUGCGCCUGCGGAUUCAUCUCAGAACAGAGCCAUUUUCUACAACAGCCUUAUGAACUACAUCAAGUCUCUUGAUUCAUACGGUGACAUAUUGGAGCGUUUGAUUUUGGCGGGCGAUUCCAACUUUCAAUACGACCUUCGUUUGCCCAAUAACGCACCCACCAAACGACCAGCAGCAUUUGUCUUGUUUACGGAUACCUUCCUUCAUGAUUGUAACAACAUUUAUAGUGACUCCCUCUUUGAAACUCUUCCAACCUUUCGACGGGGCAAGGUCAUUAAAACGCUUGACUACAUCAUGGUGGGCCGCCAGCUGAAGGAUCUCUACUUUGACAAUGACAUUGAGCACGUCUCUUCGGUGUGGACUGACCAUGCUUUACUGACCAUCAAGCUGCGUCUUCAACUCAACAACACGGACAAAGGGUUAUGGCGGGCCAACCCCAACCUGGUGCACUGCAAGUUUUAUGUGAAGAAGAUCAAUUCUGGUAUCAGCCACUUCAUGCAGACCGUCCUUGCUAACUCCUCAGAUAGCAAUCAGAUCAAAUGGGACCGUUUGAAGGGCUACAUCCGAAAAUUGGCUAAAGCUUACUGCAGUAACCGUGCCUCCUGGAGGAAACAGCGUCUCAAAGAUCUCCAAAGCUCUCGGAAUCAGCUUAUCCGUCAGUUAAAAGGUGAUCAGGAAGUAUUGCAGCAGGAACUCCCCAAGGUUGAGAAACCUAUUGCUCAGUUGGAACAUGAAAUUGCCCUCAAUGCCACUCUCAAAGCGGGUAGACUUUGGCUAGACAACAACAAACACUCGGUCGGCUUCUUGAAGAAGACGGAUGAAAGGCGUCUUGCUCAACGGACAAUGGACACUAUCACUUAUCCAACGACAGAAGCUCCCUGUACUACUACAGCGGAUAAGCUGGAAGCGGUGCGCGCCUAUUAUGAUGUCUUGUAUUCUCCCGAGCCAUCCCACCGGUACUCGAUGGACAAACUGCUCAGUGGUAUUCAGAAUACCAUAUCCGUUGAUGACGCUGAAUACAUUAUAUCCUCCAUUAACAUGGAUGACAUUCUGAAAUCAGCUCGCCGGUGUCCGAAGGUCAGUAGCCCAGGCAGAGAUGGCCUUCCGUAUCCCAUUCUACAUCUGGCUAUGGCUCAUCCUGCCUGCAAAGAACUCGUCCUCGCUGUGUACAAUGAUGCCCAUAACCUUGGUGUGUUCCCACCUUCCUGGCAGGAGACGUGCAUCGUCCUCUUACCUAGGAAGGGUGAUCUGUGGAACUUGGCAAACUGGCGUCCGAUUUCACUUAUCAAUACUGAUUGCAAGGUAUUCACCAGGAUCUUGAACUCAAGGGUCAUUGGAGCGGCCAACAAGGUCAUCACUGGACAUCAAGCAGGCUUCAUGCCUACACGAUUUAUUGGUGACCACGGUCUGGCUCUGAGACUCCUCAUGGAGGACGCCCAAUUACAUUCUAAUUGUGCUAUUGGUGUUGCAAUUGACAGUGCCAAGGCUUACGAUUAUGUAAACGAACAGUAUAUUUGCAAGAUGCUCCAGAAGUUUGGUUUCCCCUCUACAUUCAUUACCAGUGUUCGUAAUCUGUUCUUUAAGACCAAGAUUGCGAUCAAUGUGAAUGGGUUUAUGACGGAACCAGUGUCUCAAAAGCAUGGGCUUCGUCAGGGCGACUCCAUCUCCCCUGUGCUGUUUAACUUUGCUCUGGAACCUCUUCUGCUGGCUAUUCUGAACGAUGAGAAAAUCAAGGGAUACUCUAUCCAUACUGCUGCCGACCCUCGGGUAGAUGUAAACCGACUCACCGUGGCCUCUUUUCUUCAAACAAAAAUGCCCAGUGCAGCUCGUAAUCUUUGGUUCCGGUUGAUUCAUAAUAAGGUCUCUUCCAAAGUCAAUGUGUACAAGAUCUUCAAGCUACCAGAUGAUCUUUGCGUGUAUUGUGGCUACCGUGAGACUACCACUCACAUGCUCUUUACUUGCCCUGCCAAUUGGGACAUUUGGACCAAUUACUUUGCCCUGCUUUUUGUGCCUCUUGGGCCACUUGAUAUGAGCCAAGUUGCUACGGAUGUCCUCUCCCUGGACCUCACCUCGUACUGCCUCUUGGAUUCAUUCCUCAAGGUGUCCACGUUUGAAGCCGUAACCUGUGUUAUCACAGCUAUUUGGCGCGCCAAAUGGCGUGAUCAUUAUAAUAGCGUUGGUUUUGACAAUCAGUCCGUAAUGGACCGUGCCAUGAUCAACUUGCGUAGAAUAUCCUCUCUCAACUUGUUAAGCUAA
Molecule: messenger RNA, 2355 nt
Organism: Mucor velutinosus
Lineage: Eukaryota; Fungi; Mucoromycota; Mucoromycetes; Mucorales; Mucoraceae
Exons: 1
Coding region: 1-2355 (784 amino acids)
Source: RefSeq, a predicted model, not a curated record